Messenger RNA from Babjeviella inositovora NRRL Y-12698, 2322 nucleotides. It is a transcript of the gene DSE1, whose product is annotated as Dse1p. Gene Ontology annotation, biological process: regulation of gene expression. The coding region runs from base 59 to 2056 and encodes 665 amino acids. The record is from RefSeq and is a predicted model, not a curated record. Gene Ontology annotation, cellular component: Rpd3L complex; Rpd3L-Expanded complex; cytoplasm. NCBI's taxonomy places the organism in Eukaryota, Fungi, Ascomycota, Pichiomycetes, Serinales. Gene Ontology annotation, molecular function: histone binding. The transcript has a single exon.
AACCGACUUUUUUUUUCUAUAAGCUCAAUUCACCUUUUACCAACACGCCCUUGUUACAAUGACGAACGAUUUCUACCAGCCAAUACAACUAUUCCGUCAAAACGCCUUAACAAGGAAAAGAUCCAUUACCACGCCUCGCUCGCAGUCCAGUGCCCUGUCUUGUGAGUCCCGAUCCUCAUGGUUGUUACAGUCCCAGCUUGAUAACACCAAGCAGUUGGACAAGGCCUGCUCCUUGGACAGCCUUGCAAUUGCCUCCAACUACUGGAAGAUCCCCGACGACAACCUAUACCUUACCUCUAUGGCCAUUAACAACGACAGCAUCAACCCGUUACUAGCCGUAUCUUCCGGCUCCAAAACCGACAAUCUCUAUAUCUAUGACAUUAAUAUGCAAGAAAACUACUUGACCCAUCACAAUACCAUCUCCUUAUCACACAUAUACUCCAUGAAAUGGCUAGACAAAAAGUCCUACAACGACCCCAACCUUUUAUUGACUGGUAACAAGAAAGGCUACGCGCACCUCACCUUGAUCCCCAAUUCACAAGAGCUUGACGCCUCUGCCGAAAUUGUCAAGCGGUUCAACCAUCAAAAGCAUUUAGCCGGAGACAGCGUAAGAAGUCGGGUCCUUGACACGCCGCCUAUCUCUCCGGUGUUGGCCUACUCCUCCUCUCUGGUGACCAAUGUUGACACAGCCCCAAAGACAUGGAGGAACUCCCCCAAUAACAGCAUCUUCACGUUAUACAAGGAACAUAUUUUCAACUGGGAUUCCACCAAGUCACGCAGCCCCAUCUUGAAGAUCAACUCACACGGCACUGUGAUGUUUGACGCUGCGCCCCAGCGUGAGGCGAUUCUUGCCUUGAGUGGUACCUACGGGGUAGCUUUACACGAUUUGAGAUGUGGGGACAGAGGAACUUUGCUUGCUCCUCAGGUUUCCGGCGCGUCGCUGGCGAAUUAUGUGAAGUGGGCUCCAUACGAUGCCAAUGUCCUUGCGGCCUCUUACGCGGAUGGGGUCGCCAGACUCUGGGAUAUCCGUAACCGCUCAGCUCCGUUUGCCGAGUUGGAUGGCCACACAGACACAAUCUCCUCUGUAGAAUGGAGCGAGGAGAAUGCUUGCGAUUUAUACACGGCUGGCAGGGAUGGCAAUAUUGUGCACUGGGACUUGUCGGUUGAUGGGGCCUGCCGGUCCACGUUGCAGAAGUGCUCUUUAAGUGUCGGUUUCGCUGCCGUCAUGGCUGAUAGCCGUUCAGAUACUAUUGUUGGCAAGAGACAAUGCGGUACGGUGAUUCCUGCUUCGAGCUCUGGGAUAGUUCAGUUGGGCACUAUCUACAACCAAAGUGGUAGCAAGUUGUUGUCCAUUGAUGGCUCUUCGUUUUUGGGCGUCCAUUGCAAGAGUUCCGAGAACUCUACGGUUUUGAACCGUGGAGGGAGCGGGUCUGAGAAUGGUGCCACGGCUUCCUGGAGCACGGAGGAGGUGGACUAUUCCGUUGUUGACCAAAGCUCCGAGGGUCUUACGGUCAGCAAGCACCGUUUGGCUAUCCCCGAAUUGGAAGAGGAUCUCAGCAGUAUUUUUUCCCUGGCCGCUUCACCAACGCACACAAGAAGCUCUUCAAACACGCCUUCCUUGCCUUCGAUCCAGGAGGAUAGCUCUGCCGAAGAAGAGGCGCUUGAUGAGAUGCUCGACUUGAUGAUCCAACGUACAAUGGAGCACGACAAGAGCAGUUUCGGGUUGCCCACUCAAAUAGUAGACGAGUUUACCUUCCACCAACCUCCACCGAUCCUGCCGCAGAAAAUCCAGUAUGGUAGAAGCCACUCGUUGAGUGAUCAAUACUCGUCUGAUGGGGAUAGCCAUGCACAUUCGCCAAGCUUCAGUCAUGGUACUUUGACCCCACAAACCUCGAUGGAGUCGCUAGCCUUAAACAACUACCGUACCGCUACUGGAGACACUUUGGGUCACACCCGUCCUGCUUUUUCUGAUAGCACAAAGGCGCCCCACAGCGAAAACUCCCUGCACUACCCAGAAGGCAUAUUACCAGUUAUACCAACUCCUGCAUUAGUCUAACGAACCAAAACCGCACCCACGCCUUCAUCCAACCAGGUGGUUUUUCUUUCUCCUUUUAUCCUGAUUGUUUUUUUUAUAUUGUAUGUAUUAAUGAUAUUUGUGUUGGCUUAAUCAGUAACGCUCAACGUGUGAUUUCAUCGCUGACCGGCAUCCAUCUUUCACAAGAACACCCGGUUAACUUGCUCUUUGUACCUUAUUCUGAUACCCACAACUCGUGGAGGUAUAAACACUGUUUAUUAGAUAACUAGCCAUUGAUCUGUUUAAAU